AUGGAUUGGAAAAGAUUCCAUAAACUCGAUGUUAUAUACUCAUUUAUGGAUGAAUUAGAAAAGGAUUUUCCUGCGAUUUGCACAGUUUACGUCAUUGGAAAAUCGGUGGAAGGUAGAGAUAUUAAGAUGAUAAAAAUUUCGAACAGUAACGCAAGUAACGAUGCAGUGUGGCUUGACGGGUCCAUACAUUCACGAGAGUGGAUUACCACAGCAGUUGUCACUUACCUGGCCGACUUCAUAGUCAGAAACUUUCAGAAAAUAUCAACCUCCAUUACUAAUAAAGAUUGGUACAUAGUGCCUGUAUUGAAUCCAGACGGCUACGUGUACACACAUACGCGUGAUCGUAUGUGGCGAAAGAACCGGGGACGACACGGCGACGAAUCUGUUGGAGUGGAUCUCAAUAGGAAUUUUAGUUUUGGCUGGGGAAACAAUGGAGAAGAAGGUUCAUCAGAAGUGCCAAAUAAUGUCUUUUAUAGAGGUCCUGCACCCUUUUCAGAACCGGAAUCAACUGCCGUUCGAGAUACUGUAGUAAGCGCUCCAACGCCAUUCAAAGUGUUCCUCUCGUUUCAUAGCUAUUACGAACUGAUCAUAUUCCCGUGGGGAUACAAGACGGACCCGUGUCCAGACUACCUACGUCUAUUAGAAGGAGGCGCGAUAAUGGCAAGGGCUAUAUAUGAAAACAGCGGUAUUAUAUAUAAAGUGGGAAGCACGAAAGACUUGACGUACUACGCCUGCGGUACAAGUACGGAUUGGAGUUACGCGAUAGCAAAAAUUCCAUACUCGUACAUGAUUGAACUGAGAAGUAAAAAAUACAAAUUUAAGUUACCGAAAGAACAAAUAAUCGAAACUUGUUACGAAAUCUGGGCAGCAGUGCAGGCUCUGAUGAAGUUUGUAGAUCAACCAACUCAAAAUACGAAAACCCAAUCCAACAAUUUAUACAAAUAUCCAACAAUUGAUAUGAAUUGUUUAUACAACUAUAUUUACAUUGAUGAAGACAAUCGUGGUAAUCAAACUGAUACUGAUUUUAUUAAUGAUACUGAUCAACAUUUAGAUGAUAAAAUUAUUAAUAAUGAAAUAAAAUGUGUAAGUAGCAAAUCAAAUGCAAAAGAAGGUAUGAUACCAAAGGUAUAUGUAAAAGAAGCAACACUUGAGGAAAUACGACUAAAAACAAUAGAUAAGAAUGAGUAUGAAAAAUGGAACAAGGGAGUAGAGCAAAAGGUUGAGAAACCUAAACGAAUGAAUUGGAAAGAGUAUCAUCGUCUAAGCGUGAUCCAUUCGUUCUUAGAUGAUCUCGAAUAUGAUUAUCCUUCAAUAUGCACUGUGGGAGUUAUUGGUAGCUCUCUUGAAGGCAGAAAUUUGAAGAUUCUCAAGGUAUCGAACAGUGAUGCAAGCAAUGCCGCAGUAUGGAUGGACGCUGGAAUUCACGCGCGCGAAUGGAUCGCACCCGCUGUCGCCACGUACAUUUCUGAUCACAUUGUGCGAAAUUUCUCGACUCUACCAUCUAGUAUCACUAACAAAGAUUGGUAUUUUCAUCCGGUCGUUAAUCCCGACGGCUACGAAUAUUCGCACACCGUGGAUCGUAUGUGGCGCAAAAAUAGGGCUUGGCAUGCUGGCCGGUGUGUUGGUGUCGAUCUUAACAGAAACUUUAGUUAUGGUUGGGGAGGUAAAGGGUCAUCGGAAAACCCUACCAACGCUUUCUAUCGAGGGCCGAAACCAUUUUCAGAACCCGAAUCAUGCGCUCUCAGGGACAUACUAUCGGAAUCCGGUAUUCCAUUCAAGGUGUACAUCACACUGCACAGCUACGGACAAGUCAUUUUAUUUCCUUUCGCGUAUCGGGAUGAACUCUGUCCCGAUUACGUGCGCUUACUCGAAGGAGCUACAGUCAUGUCGAAGGCUAUUUAUGAAACCAGUGGCAACACAUACAAGGUAGGAAUCUCGAGAGACGUCAUGUAUGGAGCGGCUGGCACGAGUAAUGACUGGAGCUACGGCCGAGCCCACAUUCCGUACUGUUAUUUAAUAGAGCUCAGAAGUAAAAAACAUAGAUUCAAACUACCCGAGGAAGAAAUAGAGGAAACUGCAAGAGAAAUACUAAAUUGUAUUAAAGCACUGAUGGAGUUUGUCGACCAAAAUUCUGUGAAAGAUAACAAAUUUUCAUAUCCUUGA
Melitaea cinxia (Glanville fritillary) is the source of this 2163-nucleotide messenger RNA. Its product is annotated as inactive metallocarboxypeptidase ECM14-like. NCBI's taxonomy places the organism in Eukaryota, Metazoa, Arthropoda, Insecta, Lepidoptera, Nymphalidae. The transcript has 13 exons. Gene Ontology annotation, biological process: proteolysis. Gene Ontology annotation, molecular function: metallocarboxypeptidase activity; zinc ion binding. The coding region runs from base 1 to 2163 and encodes 720 amino acids. The record is from RefSeq and is a predicted model, not a curated record.